AUGGAUGCUGACCUGCCGAUGACACCUUCAAUCUCUCGGAACGCCGCAGAAUAUGUUCAAAAGCUGACACAACACUACAACACUCACCUCGAGGGGGAACUGAAUCGGGGAAUGAAAAAGCUCGUCAAUCAAUACGAAACCUUCAGGGAAAGAAUGCGGGAUAAACUCGUGUCCGAAACGCCAAGCCGAUUUCCCUCUGAUGAGAAAGGGUCUAUCGUUGCUCAAAUUGAGAGAACCUUUCUCUGCAACGUCAGCAACUUCUCUCUCGAACAGGGUCAAGGGCUUUUCUUCUCUGCCUUGGAGUAUGCCCCCUCAAAGCGACCGAUGUUCACUACACCGCCUGAACUUCGUCAGCCUAGUGAAACUUCGAUAGUGUCAUCAGACGGGCUUUCUUCAAAAAAGACUGAAAAGACCACAGAGCCUCACUUGGAAUCUCGGAAUCCUUCCCCCCAAGUGCCUAGUCAUGACCGUCUAGACUUGAAUAAGAGACGCAGGCGGAAUCAUAGCCUUGAGAACUUGGAAGAUACACAGACACAUAGAUCAUCCCCUGCGUCAUCGACCAAGAAGCCGCUCCAAAGAACGAUUCCCAAGAGCGGCCGUCAGAAGCUUAUAUUGAAGAAACAGAACAACAAGCGCUUCCAACGUUCUAGACAGAAGAAUGUAGCAUGCACCUUGACGUCGUCAAUCACAGUAUACUACCCCAAGAACUUUGUCUUUUCUUACACACUCAAUGACGACACAAGUUUCUACAUUCUUUCUUGCCCAAAGAUGAGCAAAGGCUGCCAUGAUCCAAUCUUCAAUAGUGAUCCCUUUGAAGAUGGUCUAGCAACUGCGCACUUCAAGAAUUGCGGCAUCGCUUUUACCAGCGACGACGAGAUUGUUCGUACAUACGCUCGGCGAGUCAAAUCGCCACGGAACGCCCCAGUCAAGCAGAGCUGGGUGAAGGAACACAACGACGGACUGAAAGCCGGAAAACCAUCAAGUCCGCAGAACCCUGCCCAGAUCAGUACCUGUCAUGGUAUCCCCGUAUGCGGGAAGGAGACGAAGGGUAAACCUGGCGGGACUGAAAGUAACAAAGACUCUAGCUUCGAGCCUGAAUCAGACGAUCACAGAGACGAGUUGGCUAUGGGGUCACACUAUGGCAUGGAUUGA
Molecule: messenger RNA, 1152 nt
Organism: Colletotrichum paranaense
Lineage: Eukaryota; Fungi; Ascomycota; Sordariomycetes; Glomerellales; Glomerellaceae
Exons: 4
Coding region: 1-1152 (383 amino acids)
Source: RefSeq, a predicted model, not a curated record